Molecule: messenger RNA, 1431 nt
Organism: Camelina sativa (false flax)
Lineage: Eukaryota; Viridiplantae; Streptophyta; Magnoliopsida; Brassicales; Brassicaceae
Source: RefSeq, a predicted model, not a curated record
AUGUGGAGGGAAAUAAACGCUACGCAGUUCAGUGUCGAUGGUAUACCAUUGGGGACAGUUGAACAGACAGCAGCUAGAAAUAGGACGGCAAGGGCGCUGCAAUUUGGGGUCCCUGUACAACCUUCUACAGCUGAAGAUGACAGCUUACGUUUAAGCCUAUCAGGUGGUGUUAGAGUAGCUACUAACCCGCCAGAUAUCCUGACAGUGUCGUCGACAAGCUCUACAGAUGCUACGCCAACGACGCCCACCACGCAACCUACAAGCGAGACAUUCUCAUCUAAGGACCUGGAAGAUGACACAGGUGAUGAAACGAUGGGGGACCAUUCUCUUGAUGUGGGAGUACACCUCGAUAUAGCCCCUGCUUCUGGUACAUAUGGUGCCUUCCCUGCGAAUGCCAACGAGUGUGUGACCGGUGGUCGCAUGGAUAUAAGCGUAGUUCCGAAUUGUGAGUUCGGAAACACUAGCAGGUCUUUGGUAGCAAUUAGAGAGACUCCAGUACCGACUGUAUUGCGUGACAGUGACGCACCACCAUAUUUUGAUGAUCCCGGUGAAGAAGAUCUGCUAAACAGGGCGUUAAAAGACGCUGAUUACGAAGGCGACGAGAUAUUCGUGGGGAGGAUUUUCAAAAACAAGGAAGACUGUACCAUCAAAAUGGCUAUCCACGCAAUACGUCGGAAAUUCCAUUUUGUAACCUCAAAAUCGAGCACGAUGAAAGUGUUGGCUGUAUGUGUUAGUCACACAUGUCCAUGCCGUGUGUUUGCACAUAAAAUGGAUGACAGCGACCGACUUGAGAUUAGAAGCAUUACUUUACAACACACUUGCAGUGUCGACGCAAGAGGAGAUUUCCACAAACAAGCAACAACUACGGUUAUUGGAAGUCUGAUGAAGACACGGUAUGCCGGCGUUGGUAGGGGACCACGGCCAAAUGAACGCCGUCACAUACUUUGUCAAGAGUUCAGCCUAAACGUAUCUUAUUGGAAGGCAUGGAGAGCGAGGGAAAUUGUGAUGGACAAUGCCAUGGGCUCAGCCAUAGGAAGCUUUGCAUUGGUUCAACCAUAUAUCAAGCUGCUCUUACAAACAAAUCCAAACUCAAAAGUUGCCCUGGAAACUAAAUUAGAUAGUAAUGGAGUUGAUCGGUUUAAGUAUCUCUUCCUCUCACUGCACGCAUCAAUCCAAGGAUACGCCUACAUGAGAAAGGUAAUCAUCAUAGACGGUAUGCACCUACGAGGCAUAUAUGGAGGUUGUCUCAUUGCUGCAAGCGCUCAGGAUGCAAACUUCCAGGUGUUCCCUCUUGCGUUUGCAAUAGUUAACAGUGAGAACGAUGACGCCUGGACGUGGUUCUUACAAAAGCUAACGGACAUCAUGCCAGACGAAGCAGACAUGGUAUUUGUGUCCGACAGGCACUCCUCUAUAUACUCAAGUAUACGUCAG